UUGAAAUAUUAUUUGCUCAUUGUGUGCAGCCAGAGAAUAUUAUUGAAGGCCGCCUCCAGAGCCAUCGCUCGGCCCCUUGCCCCGCCUCGCUCAGGCCCCACCACUGGGGGCGUCGUGGCCCGCGGGGCUGGGGCCGCCGCGGUACUAGCGGCCUCAGAAAAGCCAAGGAGGACCCCAAGUGACUUUACUUUGAAGUCUUAAACACUCACGGCCAGUCUUUUGCACGGCCCGAGUGUGUGCCGAGGAACGAUCGGGAGUGGAACGGACGAAACAUUGUGGGCGCGGCCCAUUAUGAUUGUGUCAACCCCCCAUAACAAGAGGAGAUUGCCUCGUCAGUCUCGGCCGCUGAUUGGUGGAGGUUCUGGGUGACGCCCCUGGGCGGAGCCAACCACAAGAUUAAGCUGGUGACCGCAAGAAGGUUUGCCGCCCGUCGGGGGAAGUGGAAGUGGCGGGCCGAGGCGCCCCUCUCGACCACCUACGACGCCGGCUUCUUCACCUGACACGGAGCGAGUAAUUUUACAGCCGAGUCAUUGUUCACUUUAGAUCUGGCGAUGUUUUGAACCCACUGGCCGCUCCUGAACAAGUCUGGUCCGCCACUUGCCGUUCCCUCCGACGGCGGCCGCAGAAAAAAAGAGGAGGAGUCGGAGAGUAAAUGUACUGAUUAAACAACUCAUUCCCGCAACUAUGAUUAGAAGUUAUCAGGGAGACGAGGCAGGCAGGCCACCGGAGCGGGAAGGGGCCGCGGGAAACGAGCCGCGCGCAAGAACAAGAUUACGUUGUCCCGCCGAAUAAACCAACACGGCGGUGACGGCGGCGGGCGAGGCCGGCGGCGGCGAGCCUGGAGGCGGAGGUGGAAAAAUACCACACAAAAUUAUGCGUCCCCGGCAGAGGAUAAAGUAAAGUCGUCGGUGGCGAGGGGGGAGGAAGGGGUCGCGGAGCCAUUAAUGAGGGGAUGAUGGAAGAGGAUGAUUCCUGAGGGCUGAGUCAACUUCAUCAGGGCCGUGGCGGGCGGUCCCUCUGCCGCCCGUCGGGCCUGGGAGGCGGCUGGGCAGGGACAAAGAAAAAAGUAAAAAGGAGCUUCACUGGGCCCUGCAUGGCUUCACAGCGCAUACAUCCUGAGGGCGAUGUGGUGCUGAUUCGGGGGAGGAGACGGCCAGAUUGAAUUAGCUGGAGGAUUAAAAAAAAGGGGAAGCUUCUGCCCCUCCUAUUCACCUUGUACCCUCCCUUCCUCCCCCCCCCCCUUCCUCCGCCUUGCUCGGGUCUGCUAAUCGUUAGAACAUAAAAAGUCAAGUAAAUAAGUGAAGGUGUUGCGCCCCUGACCCCGCCUCCCGCCGGUCUGACUCCGCUUCCCCCGCCGCGCUGUCACUCAGGCUUCACGCCCCCUCGCCCUCCCUCCCGCCGCCCUGCCUCGCCUCGCCGCUCGCCUCAAAUACCCGAGCUCCUCCCGCCCCAGUCAGGAGGUACAAACAUUUCUAAGAUUGUGUCCCCGAGCCCGUGCUGCAGGCCGUGCUCGCCGGGGACGUCGGGGCGGCGCGAGGUAGGCGGGUCGCGGCGACGCCUCCAGGACACGGGCAGCCGCUGGGGACCAUCGGCAACUCGGCGACUCCCUCCCCCAACUGUCAUGGCGGCGCUCACAGCUUCAUCAACCGAGUUCUCUCUCGCGCGCGAUUUCCUUAAGCAAGAAGCCCUUUUGUAACCCAGUGGCCGGGGCCCCCCUGGUGCUGGCGUGUGGCGGCGUGCCUCGGAAAGCCGAGUUAUAAUAAAGGCAAUUACCUGGCGAAAUUACCUUACGAAAACAAAGUUACUCUCUUGUAAUUCUGUGCUAUCGUGCGGGGGCUGCCUUAAGUCUGCUUUACGACCCGCACGGAGGCUGUCUGCUUGGCCCCAUUAGGCUGCUGGAUAAUGCCUGACCAAAUACAUUAAAAAGCAUUAGCGGAGACUGACAGCCGACGCGGAGGAGGACGAGGGUGAGGCGCGAGACUGGGCCGAGAUAUGAUAAUCUUCUCGACCACAGGACGUGAGUGAGCGAGUGAGUCAGUGAUUGAGUGAAAACUUCUGGAAAAAAAAAGACGACACGAAGAAAAGAGAAAGAGAGAAAGAAUAAGACAUGAGACGGCUAAAGCGAUUCUGAAAGUGAUGAAGGACCAAAAGGAGAAAAUAGGCAUUCCACACAUGCACGUGACGGACAAAAGUGGAUCCAGUGAAUGAUGAAAGUGAAAAGUCUGACCACAGGAGGACGAAAUGAUGUUGAUGCUCGUGGUCUGACUGUCCCCCUGGCAAACUGAGGGACAUCCAGCACCAAAGAGGGAAAAGAAAACGGACAUUGAGGAUAAGGACCAUAUUCUCAAACGCUUCGACACACUCACAUUUGACAGGGUUUUUGAAGGGGUAUUGGGCAUUUCCAGAGGUACAUUUAUGACCCUGGUGGUAGUUUGACCCCUCUUCUGUACCUUAAACGUGAAAAAACACCCAUGAAAACCCGAUUAAACUCCAUAUUAGCCUUUGAAAAUAUGACAUGAGAGGUGGAAGCAUCUGAGAAUACCCAUCUAAGAGGCUGGUUGGGUGGGUGCGUGGGUGUGGCUGGGUGAGUGAGUGAGCGCGUGAGUGAGUGAGUGAGUCGUGGAGGCGAAGGCAUCAUCCAUGAAGACAAGAGCAUCCAUGAGACCAAUCCUUCAUCUUUGAGUGCCUCCCCAAUUGCCUCUUCCUUCUCCUCCUCUUCCUCUUCCUCCUCCUCCUCCUUCUCCUACUCGUCCAUCACCUCCUCUUUCUUUUCCCCUUCUUCGCUCUCUCCUUCUACACCUCGUCCCCAUCUUUCUCUUCCCCUUGUUUUUCCUUAAACCCAAAGACAUUUUUACCCUUAUAAGAGAGAGAGUGAGAGCGAGAGAGCGAGAGCGAGAGCGAGAGCGAGAGAGAGAGAGAGAGAGAGAGAGAGAGAGAGAGAGAGAGAGAUAACGACCUUCUACCCACUCCUGACAAUGAAGUGAUAAAACAGACAGAGACUCACUUUUUCCUGUGUGUGCGUGUGCGUGAGCGAGUGUGCGAGUGUGUGUGUGUGUGUGUGUGUGUGUGUGUGUGUGUGUGUGUGUGUGUGUGUGUGUGUGUGUGUGUACGCGCAUUCACACCCUCCGCACCCGCGGCAGCAUCAAGCUCUGUCUCCACCCCGCCACCUCACACCCACCAUCGCACCCACGCCCAGGCUUCUACACGCCCUGCCUGCCCCAUACCCCCCAGCCUGCCAGCCGCGCCCUCGCACACACUCCCGCGGGAUGAGUGUGGUGGAGGAAGCGGGGCUAUUGAAGGCACGCGCCACCGACUUCUCCAUCGCUGCCAUCAUGGGGGCGGCGGCCAAAAUGACGCCGGCGGCCAGAGAGGGCAAGCUGUCGCGGACGCCCUCGCCGCGGCCUCUCUCUCUGCCCGAUGAUGACCAAGAGCCGCCGGAGGUCACGUCCUCUUCAGACGCCGCUAAGGACGACCCCGACAACGCUACGAGCCCUAAAAGCACCACCUCCUCCUCCGACGGCCGCGACUCGAAGCGAGCGCGGCUGGAGGGCUCCUGCAACUGUGAGGACCUGCGGGGUGUCACCUGCUACCUGGAGACCAAGGAGCUGUGGGAGAAGUUCCACGAGUUGGGCACCGAGAUGAUCAUUACCAAGACGGGAAGGUAAGUCAUGUUGGACCGUCCGUGCACGGCUGUUGCUUCCUCGGCGGCAGACGGGUCAAUGCCAUUUAUUAGUCCGUAUCCGUGACAUUUUUCUGUGUGUCUUAGGAAGGAUACAGGCGACAGAGGCUGAGUCUCACUCCCCUCUCAGCUAUGUAAAAAGCAUGCACAUUCUAUCUCAGCAUAGAGUACUGGGCUACAUAUAGAGGUUCACUGGUGGGCUGCGGGCAAUCCGACUGUCCAUGCGAAUAUCGUGGCUGAUUUAUCUGCCAAGCUUAAUAUCCGAAAGAGAUCGCUGUUACGCGAUGAUGAGCGCCACUUCCUGGCUGUAUGAUGAUAGACGCUACAUUCUGACGGUGUUGUUACGAGCUAUAUGCAGAAAAGUUCCUCAGUACACCUGACAUGAGGCUCGUUUAACCAUCCAAAUACAUAUGAAAUCUGAGCAAUAACUUU
Molecule: messenger RNA, 4111 nt
Organism: Eriocheir sinensis (Chinese mitten crab)
Lineage: Eukaryota; Metazoa; Arthropoda; Malacostraca; Decapoda; Varunidae
Product: T-box protein H15-like
Exons: 3
Coding region: 3267-3665 (132 amino acids)
Biological process (GO): cell fate specification; positive regulation of DNA-templated transcription; heart development
Cellular component (GO): nucleus
Molecular function (GO): RNA polymerase II cis-regulatory region sequence-specific DNA binding; DNA-binding transcription factor activity, RNA polymerase II-specific
Source: RefSeq, a predicted model, not a curated record